Rasamsonia emersonii CBS 393.64 is the source of this 4074-nucleotide messenger RNA. RefSeq names its product Histone deacetylase complex subunit (Hos4). Gene Ontology annotation, molecular function: protein binding. The record is from RefSeq and is a predicted model, not a curated record. The transcript is spliced from 3 exons. The coding region runs from base 1 to 4074 and encodes 1357 amino acids. NCBI's taxonomy places the organism in Eukaryota, Fungi, Ascomycota, Eurotiomycetes, Eurotiales, Trichocomaceae.
AUGCAGCGCGAAUCCCGAUUCCUAUUGCUGCAUCUGCUAGUUAGCGUGCUGGAGGCGACUGUCCCGGCCAUUCCUCUUUUUGUGUCUCGCCCGUUGCCACCGUUGCCCAGUGCUCUCCAGGCAUGCCUGCUCUUGAUGGCUCAGGCGAAGAACCUGGCAAGGAGUAUCUCGGGACGUCGCUGUGGUCGACCACGAUCCGGUCUUGCGCAGUGUCCGUUUCCCCCGUCCACGAGCAUUCUCUCCGCCACGGCGCCCCAAAAUGACGACGUUCAACCUGAGAGAUCGAAUCCUAUCGCUAUGAGUGAUGUGGACGUCGUUUCUUCGUCGUUGCUAGCUGCCCCCGCUGCUCGCGAUGUCGCUGGAGACCGUCCCGCCCAGGAGGAGAUCCAGAAGCCUUUCAGCUCCCAGCAUCAGAAGCUGACGUCUCCACCCCCUCUGCCUCCGCGAGAUGAAGUGCCUGGCGAUGAGGUCCUAAGUCCCAAGGCGGAUUCUGAGGCCGAAACCAUCAUCCAGUCGGGCCGUGAGUCGCUAUCCCCCGAAAAGAGGAGGAAGCACGUCCCGCAGGAGCGCAGUCACGGCGAUGGUCGAAUCGAUGACGAUGGCCCUUCGGUCGAGAUAGGGGCUUCCCCGACUGCCAGGAAAAGGAAGCGCAUGGAGGAUGAUCCUCGCGAUGAAGGUGAGCGAGACUCUCGCAAAUCGAGUCCCCGACCGAGGGCGUCGUCCCCGGUGUCGGUGGUCAAGACAGAGAACACAGAAGGAUCGCAGAGUUUGACCGGGCGACGAGACUCGGCGCAUUCGGGCUCUGCAGUUCGCCAGGCCGAUGGUGGGGAUCUGAAUGAGAGGAAGCGUAGCUCGAGUGAGGGUGCGAUCGAGGGUGACGCGACCGACACAAACAAUCGCACACGCGUAGACAACAACAACAACAACAACAACAACAACAACAACAACAACAACAAUCAGGACGCCGCCCGCGAUCGCGAACGAAGGGAAAAGACGCAUCCAACGCCCGGCCCUCGCGAGUCCAAGGAUCGCUCUCCAUCCCCUACAUACCGUACCCACAAGAGAGCCGUGUCGGGUCCGCAACAUGGCGCCGUAGACAAUCUGCAGAAAAAGAAGAAAACCCCGGCGCCUUUGUUGACUGGUCGUCCCCGACACAGCUCCGAGGAUCGUCAGUCGGUGUCUUCCUCGACCAGUGGCUCUCCCAUGCCAUCAGCCCAUAUGCGGAGGCUUGCUUCCGACGGUACAGGAACGUCUCCGGCAAAGCCCACGACGCACAAGAAGCAGCGUGAUCAGAACGGUCGCACGCGGCUUGCGCGGGCCUGUGCGGCACAGGAGCUGGAGGCCGUGAUCGCGAGGCAUACAGAGCGUCCGGAGGAUCUGAAUGUGCCCGACAACGCGGGAAAUACGCCUCUUCAAAUUGCUGCCCUCGAAGGUAAUGCGCCCAUCGUCAAGUAUCUCCUUGACGCAGGUUGCGAGGUCGACACCAAGAACAUCGACAAGGACACCCCGCUCAUUGACGCCGUGGAGAAUGGACAUCUCGAGGUGGUAAAGCUCCUGCUCGAAGCGGGUGCCAAUCCUCGUUUGGUAAACGCUGAAGGGGAUGAGCCUUACGACCUGGUCCCAUCCGAUGCGGAAGAUUACGAAGAGAUUCGGAGGGUCCUUGCGGAGGCGAAAGCGAAUCCGCGUAAGCGGCGCUCGGAAGAUAACAGUACGCGAGCCGGCUCAUCGAAGGACUCGGUCGCUCGAGGUGCAUCCGCAGGCAGCCCCCGGGACUCGCCUCCGGCACAUACCGCGAAAAGUCCACCACCGACGGGAAUGCCCGCCCGGAGGAGGACGGUGAGAAGCGAGGCAACGCGAAACGACCUGUUGUGGACCAAAGCAACCCCGGAAAACCUGAGGGAGUUUGCAGCCAAGGGCGAUAUGGCUGGCGUGGCGAAUAUUUUGAACGUUCUACAAAAAGCUGAUACCGAGUCUCUGAUUGCUGCUGCCAAGGGAGGCCAUGAGGAUGUCAUGCAACUUCUCCUUGGCAUUGGCUACGCAGACCCCGACCCCGACCCGUUAGAGAAUGGCAAUCUACGGCCGGGCUAUAAUACUCCUAUGCUAGCUGCGAUCGGUCGAGGAAAUCUCGCUGUGAUCAGCCUUUUGCUGGACCAGCCUGGCUUCAAUCCCACCCGUCGCCUGUUCCGGGACCGGACCUACUACGAGCUCUCCCGGGAACGCAAAGGCGAGAACUGGGAAGAGGAGUCGGAGCUGUUGAAAUCGGCCUACGAUGCGUACAUGCAGAACAAAAAGAUGCGUAAGCCGGAGACCAAAUCGCCUCGACGCUCACGUGAGAAGGAGAGGGAGAAGGAGCCGAGACGGCCCGUCCGACGAGAUUCGUCUUCUCCGGUUGCCCCUCAUAACCGUCGGGCGAUGCGCAGCCCCACGUCGACUCGUCAUGCAGAUCCUUCGACCAAGGAGCAAGGUACGCCCAGGGACAAGGCCAGGGAUGGUUCUCAAGCGAAGGAUAAAUCAGCCAAGACGAAUCGGGAUGAUGACCGUUCGAACGAUCCGGAUCACGCUAGGCUCAAAACGUCCAGCUCCGAAAGGCGGCCAAGCGAGUCUCGUGGCGACGAAGUUGUCGUCAAGCGCCGCCGGCUUAUCGCGGGACGGCCUCCGCAAGAUUCAGACAGACGACGACCUAGUCAAGUGUCCUCUGAUUCGUUGUCUGGGCGCGAAGAGGGUUCGAAAGCUCGUUUUGAGCGCGACACACAGGCUUCCAAGCCCACCAGUCCGUCAUUGAAACGGUCUCGGAGCAGCGUUUCCCCGGAGAGGUCGCGUUCGCGUGGUUCGGACCAGCGGCACGACCCGGAGGAGAUCCAGAAGAAGAAGCGUCGUGUUCUGUCGGAGGAUAAUGAGCAGAAAUUGACCAAUGGCGUGGUCAAGAAGAGCCAGGACUCUGAACCUCUGAAGAAUUCCUCCCGUCAAGAUCAAAAUUCUCCAGAUUCGGAGCGAACCAAGCCUAAAGCGGAAGCUGCGGAUGUUUCUAAGCCCUCUGAUGAGCCGGUCCCUGUCAAAGAAGAGCAGAAAAAGCCAGACUCCCAGGAUCUUGAUGACAUCCCCAUGGAUGUUGGCAGUCGUGCAGAAGCAGCUGGCGAGACUCGCAAGCGGGAAGAAGCUGUGAAGGCCGAGGAGGAGCGUAUCAUGGAGGAAAAACGGGCUGCAGCCGAAGCGGAACGGGCUCGAAUCGUCAAGGAGGAAGAGGAUGCGAAGGAGGCAGCUGAACGGGCUGCUCGUCUGGCUCGCGAGAAGGCCGAGGAAGAAGAGCGCAAGCGCAAGGAGGCUGAACAGCGGCGAAUCAAGCAGGCUGAGGAGGAACGCCAAAGGAGGAUGGAGCAAGAGCGGGCGCGGAUGGCGAAGCUGCGGAGAGAGCAGGAGGAGCAAGAGCAGCGGCGUCGAGACGCUCUCCCCGACCGACUUCGGAUCGCGGCUAACCUGGUUGGAUCGAACAACCCUCGCGCACGGAGCCAUGCGUGGUUGAAGCAGUUCAUGCCGGUGGUUACAGUGAGGACGGAGCAGAUCGAUCCUUCGUGCGAGCCGGAGAUCGCCAAUGAACGAUGGGUGCCCAAUUUCCUGGUCGCGCCGUUGUUGGCGACCAACGAUCUGCAGCUCUCUCAGUAUACCAGCUGGGAGAAGCGGAAGGCGACACCGACGCAACGCCAGAACCUGUGGCGGGUGACUCGGCGGAUGUUGGUGCAGGUCGACGACUCGGAAUUCCUCGACUCCUCGUUCCGGCAGGUCAUAAAGAAGGAUGGGGAAACACGGCCCAAGUAUUUCGACAUGGAGCACGUGUUUUGGGUUAGGCUCUCCGACUUUACGGACCUUGUUCCGCAUAUUCCUCACCUGCAUGGGCUCGAAAUCCAGUUUCAGAAGAUGCACAUCGACCGCGAACCAGCUCAGGAUGGACCGGCCUCCUCGGUGGACAGUCAGCAAGUGAACGGGAAUGCUUUUUCUGAGAAUCACGACAGCGUCUCUGCUCCAGUGAAUGGAUUGACGAAUGGCUAUGGACAUGGGCGUCCGAGUACAUACGUUUGA